AUGUCAAAUCAAGAUCUUAAUAUAUUUCCAAAUCUCAAAGUUAAUGUGCCUUCGUUCCUUCUAAAAAUUUAUGAGAUUUUAGAGGUAUGAUAAGCAAAAAUAAUCUUAGAAUGAUUCAUUAACGGGCUUAAUAUCAUGGAACAAAGAAGGAACCUCCUUUAUAGUAUUCAAUCCAAGUGAAUUGUCUUCGAAAGUGUUAGCUAACUAUUUUAAGCAUAAAAACUAUCCUAGCUUUCUCAGGUAUCAUUAAAGUAAUGUAGAUAACUAAACAUGUAUAAUUUUAAAAAGACCAGAAAUUAGUUUGGGUAAAGUGAAUUUCGCCACAGAUGGUUCAGAAGAGGUCUAAAGUAUUAGUUUAAUCAUAAUCUUUCUAGAAGUACGCUGUCGUAUAUAAGAAGAAGAAAUUAGGAAGAGUCAGAUCUAAGAAUAGAAACAAAACAUAGCACUUAAGAACUUGAUAAUUAUAAGAGAGAACAAGAGAGUCUGAAAUAAAUUGUCAAAGACCUCAAAGAAACUUAAAUCAAAUUAUAGGAAGACUUAAAUUUUCAAAUUGAGCAGUCUAUGGCAUUAUCUCAUUAAAAUUAGAACACAUUAUAAGUAAAUUAAUUAGAUUAUUUAGGCAAUAAAUUAAACCUAAUUGUAAUUCAAUCAAAAGUAUGAUUAAGUGAUUCUCAUGUUAAACAAUUCAAUUAACAAUAUGCCCACUUUAGGUAUUCAAAUAUUUAAAUUUAAGUCUAUAACUUUAAAGAAAUAAUUAAAUAUUGUUAAGAAGAGACAAAUUAAAACUUUUGCCUUUAGAACCAUACUCCAUCAACUAGGACUUAGCAUGCUUAAUACAAUUAAAUGAAUUAUUACCCACAGCGACAGUAUUCUUGCAAUAAUCCAAACUUAUUUUAACUUUAUUAUUAUCAAAACGAUCCAAAAUAAUUCCUAUACAAAAAGAAUAGUCCCCUUGCUUUAACAGCCUCCACCCAGAAUAAUUACUUAUGUAUGAAUUAGCAAUGUUCAAGCUCCCUAACAUAAUUAUUCACUUUAAUCCAGUUAGCAAAAUUCUCCCUAUAGAAUUUAGAAUAUACAGAUUUCCCCGUAUUAUUACGAUUCAAGGAAUAUAGAUUAAGUAAAUUCGAUUUAAAUUUUAUUCUAGUACAGUUUUAACUAAUAAGUAUGAUACCUAUUUUAUGUUUGUGUAUUUCUCUAUAUAAAUAAUAAAUUGUAUAUAAUAUUAUGUAAAAUGAAGGUAGGAUUUGCUAUGGACUAUCGAUGUCAACAUAGCAAAUAGAAAGGAAUCUCUUCUAAAGUGUGGUAUAAUUUUAUGUAUUUAAGACUUCUAGAAUUGAAUAAUUGA
This is a messenger RNA of Paramecium octaurelia, 1345 nucleotides long. The record is from the annotation of a GenBank genome assembly. NCBI's taxonomy places the organism in Eukaryota, Ciliophora, Oligohymenophorea, Peniculida, Parameciidae.